Messenger RNA from Hydractinia symbiolongicarpus, 1539 nucleotides. RefSeq names its product caspase-7-like. Bases 162 to 1415 code for a protein of 417 amino acids. Gene Ontology annotation, cellular component: cytoplasm. The transcript is spliced from 2 exons. Lineage: Eukaryota; Metazoa; Cnidaria; Hydrozoa; Anthoathecata; Hydractiniidae. Gene Ontology annotation, biological process: apoptotic process; proteolysis. The record is from RefSeq and is a predicted model, not a curated record.
UGAUACGCUUGAAUAGAGCAAUAACUUUUAGAACAAUCACAAAACUAAUGCGUUGUUAAUAAUUCAUUACAACAAACCCAGUGUUCAAAUUUUGUGUUAAAACUUAACUACAUUUUAGACAAGGUGGCAAAUUUUUUGAACGACAUUAAACAAUCAGAAAGAUGGAUGAAAUAGAUCGACCGGCAGUGGGACAGUUACCAUCUCCAAGAGCACCAUUCAAUUUAGACAAUCGACCAGAACUAAGCGAAGAUACGGAGCCUCUAGACGAAGUCGAUCGCCCCAGUGUAACAAUGGAUGUACCAAAGGAUCCAGAACGUUUUUUAGCUCAAAUUGUUGUCGAUAAAAAUGAAAGCGAAAAAAGAAUUGAGAUAAACACUGAUUUUAACCACGAGAACAUGAAUAUUGAAACUCAAAUUGCGAAUGAUGAAAUAAUACAUAUUGAGUCUUCCGAUGGUCCGCCGGUACAGCCAAUAGGAAAUGUAGAUGGACCUUUCAACCAAAUGUUCAGAAGACACAGCCCGAUUAUACAACAACGUACAGAGAGGACAGAUAAAGAGGGUAUCACCUCCAAACAUGUCACACUUUACCCGAAAGAGCCGGAUAGCAAAGUUAGUGGUAAAAUAAAACAUGAAGUCAAUUCAGAAUAUUUUUAUAAUAUGAACAGUUUUCCUAGAGGAAAGCUUACUCUAAUAAAUGUAAAGUACUUUCAGAAAUCAUCUGGUAUGGGUGAGUAUCCACGACAUGGAACGGAUAAAGACGCCGAAGGCUUAUGCUCACUUUUUUUAGACUUAGGCUUCAUCGUUGACAGAUACGACAACCCGUCUAAAAGAGAGAUUCUUAGUAUCCUUAAGGGCGCUGCAAACGAAGAUUAUUCAAAGCUUAGCUGUUGUGCGUGCGCCAUGUUAAGCCAUGGCGAAGAGGGUAUAAUUUACGGAACAGAUGGCUAUGUGAAGAUUAAGGAAAUUACCAAGCUUUUUCGAAGUCGCUCACUAGCUGGAAAACCGAAGUUCUUUUUAUUCCAGGCUUGUCAGGGCUCCGAGUACAUGAAUCCUUUGGACUCAGUAGAUGGUCCUGGUCGUCAUCUCAUUGACGAAGCCGAAAUGUCAUUGACACUUCCAUCCGAAGCGGAUUUUUUGUACGCAUAUUCCACUGUUCCUGGUUUCUACUCUUGGCGUAACUCGAGACGUGGUUCUUGGUUUAUGGAAGCUGUUGUGUCUACUUUUCGUGAGUCGGCACACAAGAUGGAUGUCGUCCGCAUGUUAACCCGUGUUAAUGCAAUCGUCGCGCAUCGUAAGUCGCGAACGGAUGAUGUGGUGACAGAUGACAAGCGUCAAAUUGCUUCAAUAAUCACCCAGAUGCGAAAAGAAUUCUUUCUCUUUCCGCCUUAUGGACCACUACCCAAAGAAGGAAGCUAAUGCUUUUGAAUGCAUAUUUUUAUAUCACACAACACUAGUACGAUUGAAUAAAGUUAGACUAGGUUAAAAAUUUGAUUGUAUUUUAUUGGUUAUGUUCAUACUAAAAAUUAUUCAUGUUUAUUUA